AUGGCAACAGUGAAAGACGAGAAAUAUUCACCUCAGUCGCUAGAGUGCCCCAUCUGCAAGAAUAUUUUCAACGACCCAAAGAUCUUAUCAUGUCUUCACUCGUUUUGUCGCAAGUGCCUGGAGAGCUACGAUGUGAUCGGCGCGGGCACCAACUCAAUCGUUUGUCCCCUCUGUCGAAAGCUGACUGCAAUUCCAGUGGGGGGAGCCCAGAUUCUACCCAGCAACUUUCUGCUGACAAACGCACUGGAUCACUUGUCCGUAAAAUCAAGCAAGGAGUAUACACUACACUGCACAAACUGCGAGGACGAGGCAGCAGCAACGUCUCGAUGCUUGGAUUGCGCCGAGUUUCUGUGCUCGAACUGCGUUUUGGCUCACCGACGAAUACGAGUAACCAAGGACCAUCGUAUCCUGUCGCUUGACACGCUUCAGGCCGAUAAACAGACGCUUCAUCGUCCGUCUUUCUGUACUCAGCACGCAGACGAGAUGUUCAUGUUUUAUUGCGUGCCCUGUGACUGCUUGAUCUGCCGCGAAUGCACGAUUCUUGACCAUCGUGGACAUAAGUAUGCAGGUAAGGCCUUAAAAGCAAGAAUAGUCAAACUUUGCAGAAGCGUAUAUAGCGCGUAAAGAUCAGGUACUUAAGAUAUCGAUAUGGUUUCGAAUGUAGCCGCUAAGCGUACGAGUACCAUUGAUGAAAAAGAUCAAUAAAACACUACGUAAUUCUCUGUCACAGCUAACAGGACCCCGCCAAUGAAAAAAGAUGAGACUGGUGGUUAGGUAAGAGCGAUAAUUUUUCCUAUUGCUGGCCGAUACAGUAAAAUUCAAAGGCGUAAAAUUCCAACUUUACAAAAUGUUAUCCUUCAUCUCCGUUUGGCACUGAUUUUUCAGCUUGCAUGGCCCUGCGCGAGUAGAGAUCCAGUGGAAAGAGACUUCAACUGAGUGAUCUGCUCUCACUAGCUGUCCAUACAGUGAACCGUCAUUUUUUCAGCAAAAGCAUUUUUCUCUUAUUACCGCACAAAAUACUAAGCUGGUUUCAAGGAGCGAACAAAACACAAACACUAAGCUUGCUUUGAGACAAGGUAAUGAUAAUAGCAUUGCAAACUAUGAAGAAUAAUGCAUUUUUUGGGGAGCAAAUUUGCAAAGACUGGGAAAAAAAUGAUAAAGCUUGUCAUGCACUUUUCUACGAUGGUUUGUUGUCAAAUGUUCAUGUAAAGAGAGAAAGCUCAAGCAGUACAGAGGCGGACCAGUUAUUAACUCUAGACUCAGGAGAGAUUCAAAAAACAAGCAAACAGAAUUUCCUCUUUUUUAACCGCUCACCACUAGAUCGUAGGUUUGCCGUUCAUGUCAAAAGGAAAUCAUGUUUAACAUUUUUUAUGAAGAGACUUGUUGUAAAAUCUAUUUAACCGCCAAAGAAAAAAAAAAUAAGAUAGAUGGGCAUUUUGGCGACUUGUGCUACGUUUCAAGACUGGAAUCUGAUUUAGGGCAUGAAGGCGCGGGAUUCGAAGUGGUUUUAAGUUAAAGCAAGCAUACUGCGACAGUCCAUACAAAGAACAAAAACACAGUAGAAUAUUCGUGAACAUAACCUUAACAGGUUCUGAAAUCAAAGUGACUUGGUUAGAUGAAAAGAGUACCUGUAAUUGGAGCAAGUGGCACAAAGCUUAAAGAAAAUAGGUGAAAAACAGGUGUGAGAUAUUGCUUUGAACGAUCACCGACGUUCUCUGUUUUGUAGACUCUGCACUUCUUUGGUUAUUUUCUUGCUAACUAAAAAUUCGCUUUCAUCACCAGAGGUGUUAUUUAGGUAACUGGUAAAUGUAAAGAAAUGGAUAACUCUGACGUUUCGAGCGAUAAUUAAGUUGUUUGAGUAAAUUUAAGGACCUCAAAGAAUUGUGGGUUGUGUGGAAUUUACUUAGUGGGGCCCCGUGAGUGGAGGAGCUUAGGGUUAGGGUUAGGAAAAUCUUUGUUGAUUUGUUAACUUAUGGCCUGCAUGGGCGUGUCACAAGUCCCCCUUGCUCCCCCGGCCUGCAACGUCGAACGUCUACCACUCAUUCUAGAGCUCGGUUAGUCUCCUUUGCAGCGACUCGGACCGGAGUCACGCAAGCUCCCCGCCCCCACGCGCUAGGGCUCAGUCCACAAGAAUGCAAACAUUUUAAAACCCCAAUCGGUGUCUCUUCUACAUGAAACCAGGGUAACCGUAUCUUUUUAAACCCCUCUCCCCAGAGGUUUUUUUUUGCAGAAGAAGCCGGAUAUUUUCGAAGUUAGUAAGGUGUGUGGUUUCAGGCCGUCCGCUUCGUGUGACGGGUCUAAGCCUUUCAUCACUCAUCCUGAGACUCUUUUUUAGGUCUAAAGGAAGCGUUAGAAGAACGAAAAGUACUCAUCGAUGACCUUCUGAAUUUCUGCAUUGAAAGAAAGAUUCCCCCGGUCCAAGAUGCCGUGCAUGAGGUCAAGGCCAUGGCCGCUAAGCUGCGCGCACGCGCAGAAGCCGUUAAAAGUGAGAUCAGUGCCACGGCGGAGGAAUGCGUCAAACGAAUCGUCAGCCGAAAGCAAGAAAUACUGGCAAGGGUAAAUUACUCAAUUACAAUGGUUCUAUAAAGAGUUAUCCUCAGGUUGUCUGUCUCGGUUUUGGAGAAUAAACAGUUAAUUAUGUUUAUUGGGUUUUCAAUUUCAAAACCACUUCUUCUUUCUUUCUUCUCGAUGUCCGGAACUCAAUAAGGGACAUUCCAUUAAAUUAUUUUGAUAUAUAUACACACCCCCUCCCCAAGAGGUGGGAUUUUUUGUGGGUAGCCUCGAAAGUUACUGCUGAGGGGGUUGCUUCGGCACCUUUAAUAUUCGGAUUAUUUCUGAGGGGUACGGAAAAAAAUCUCUUUUCUUGAAGGGCUAAAGAAAAAGGGAGGAGUUUCUAAGAGGUUGGAGGAUCUUGUCGCUAUUUUUUUUGUCUUAGGGGGUAAAAGUCGAGUUACCUCAUUUAUAGCGCCGCCGGGGGGUGUCGAAAUUAAACGGAACGGCCAUGAGUACGGUUGUUUUUUUUUUGCCUUAUUUAAGCUUCCAAAAGAACGAUCUCGAACCGUUAAUUUUCUUGCUUCUUUCAGGUCGACGCCCUAGAACAAGAAAAAGAGGCUGUACUCCGUAACCAACAGGGUCAACUCGAGACUGAACUCUUCAAGUACACGAGCUCACGUGACUUUGUAGAGAACGUUCUUCUGCAUGGAAACGAAGUGGAAAUUAUCCAGCUUCGCCAGCUGAUGCUUGAUCGCUUGGAAGAACUCAACGCUAUAAAGUUGGAUUACAAAGAACCGGAAGAAAACGAUGUUGUAGAUUACAUACUCAACAUGGAAUCAGUAGAAAAAGUCGCGACAACGAUGGGCCGCGUGACAUCUAGUGUGACGUUUAGUGCUUUGUGUAACGCUAGGGGCCUCGGUAUAAAGUCUGGAAAAGUAGGAGUGGAGUCGUCCUUUGUAGUCGAGUUGAAAGAUCGCUUUGGGAAUACAUCGGUUGAAGGCGAUCACUCUUGCCCGGUGCAAGUAAAAGUACAAGCUCCUGAGGGUUUCUUCGUCGGGAAUAAAGUCACGAAUAAUGGGGAUGGAAGCAUGAGAGUGCGUUACACUCCUGUCACGCAUGGCAAGCACCUUGUUCACGUGGCAGUCCGUGGGCGAGAGAUUGAGGGAAGCCCUUUUACCGUUAACGUAUUCGAAGGAAUCGAUUACCAAAAGGUUGGCCCGAUAUUCAUGAAGAUUGGUUCUCAGGGAACGAAGAGCGGCGAAUUCAAGCAACCGUGCUCCGUAGUAACAGACAAAGAGGGACAUAUAUACGUCACAGACUUUGUCAACUGCCGAGUUCAAAAAUUUGACGCGCUUGGAAAACAUCUCUUGGAUUUUGGGUCUCGCGGAAGCAAAGAUGGUCAGUUUCAGAAUCCUUGUGGUAUCUUGGUUGACGCUAAUGGCAUAAUCAUCGUAUCAGACUGGGAUAAUCAUCGCGUGCAACUGUUUAGUCCUGAGGGAAAAUUUAUUGGCAAGUUUGGAUCUAAAGGUAGGGUUCUUAGCGCCGGUUUUCUAUUUAAGGUGGUCGGGACAGGACACCAAACAGCGUAAGUGAAUCACGUUUGAAGCUUACCGUACUGACAACUAUUCAACCUCACUAUUACGGACGGUACAGGUGGUCUAAAGUCAUACAUUUCCCAUCACUAUAUUUCAAACACCUUGUAGUAGGCGCAACCUGGUCCCAAAAGCCCUGGUAACGAGGUUGUAGCAGGCGUUGUUUUUUUAGGGUAAAGGGAGAAAUUUCGAGGGUUCACGAGGGGAGAAAACGGAGAGGAGGCCUCCUCUUCCCUUUGCGUGUUCCCCUCGCGCGCUGUAUAAAGAACUAAUAAACAACGAACUGGCGCCUGCGAAGGAGGCUAACACAUUUAUAGUUCGGCCAACUAUUUAGCUCUCUCUCUUUUUGUGUGCAAUCAAACCUCGUUGAUACGGGCACUUAAGUUAACAACACAGGGUUUUCACUUUACAGAGGUGUCUGUAUUAUAGAUAUUAGUAUUGCAGGACUUAAUGGUAUUUAAUUUGGACAAAGAGAGAUCUUCGCGUCAUGCGUAAAGUACAAGUCUGUAGGUAGACCAAGGGAACUCUUUCUUUUCCACUGCAAAUGUAGUGUAUUGUAGGAUCAAAACGUUUACAAACAGGAUUAACAAAAACUCACUUGUAACUAAUCACUGGAUUUAUCUGACAUUUUAGGAUCCGAGGACGGCAAACUGAAUCACCCUGCUGGUUUAGCUCUGACCAAAGACGGCAACUUGCUGCUGGCCGAUAAAGACAACCACAGAAUACAAGUCUUCAAGAUGGAUGGGACCCACAUCAUGUCAUAUGGUUGUCAUGGCAACGAAGACGGUCAACUCAACAGUCCGAACCACGUGACACUAACAGACGAUAACGGUUGCCUGGUAACUGAUACUGAAAACAACCGAGUCGUAAAGUUUGACUGCAAUGGGAAAUUCGAGUUCAGUUUUGGGGGGAAAGGUAGCGAUAAUGGCCAGCUCGACCGUCCCGGGGGAAUAACUGUAGAUCCCGAGGGAUUCAUCAUAGUGAGUGAUUUUCAGAACCAUCGAAUACAGAUCUUCCAGCCGAAUGGCAGAUUUUACGCCGCUUUUGGCAGCGAAGGUGACUCAGAUGGUGAAUUCAAGUUUCCGGGGGGUGUGGCACUUACAAAGGAUGGACGAGUCAUUGUUGCCGACAGGCAUAACCACAGAGUCCAGGUCUUUUAA
Porites evermanni is the source of this 5245-nucleotide messenger RNA. The record is from the annotation of a GenBank genome assembly. Lineage: Eukaryota; Metazoa; Cnidaria; Anthozoa; Scleractinia; Poritidae.